Molecule: messenger RNA, 204 nt
Organism: Prunus armeniaca (apricot)
Lineage: Eukaryota; Viridiplantae; Streptophyta; Magnoliopsida; Rosales; Rosaceae
Source: the annotation of a GenBank genome assembly
AUGCGAUAUCCGUUCGGGACUCUUAACGAUAUCCAAAUUGAAAUCCGAGCACACCCACGCGCUCGUGACAUCGAGAGGAUCACAUUGGGACAAAAAUGCCCCUCAGCUACAGUGCCCACGCGCCGGCAGCGCAUGGGUGUCCAAAGCGAUAUCGCAUCGCCGGAAAACUUCCGAAUCAAGAGCCAAGACUCCUACCCUAGGUAA